Messenger RNA from Chelonus insularis, 2109 nucleotides. It is a transcript of the gene Miga, whose product is annotated as mitoguardin. The coding region runs from base 101 to 1648 and encodes 515 amino acids. Gene Ontology annotation, biological process: mitochondrial fusion. The transcript is spliced from 9 exons. The record is from RefSeq and is a predicted model, not a curated record. Lineage: Eukaryota; Metazoa; Arthropoda; Insecta; Hymenoptera; Braconidae.
ACAGUGCGCGAAGCGCAAUCAAAUCGGUUGUUACUUUUCGCAAUAUAAAUCAAUUUUUUGAGAUAAUUUUUAUGUUUUUUGUGUAAAAAUCAAUGUGACAAUGUAUAUUUUUGAUGUACAAUAUUUUAUUGGAAAUGUAUAUAAACAAUGUAAAGCUAUUUCAGUACCAAAGAUUAAUUUAUCUCGAUCACAAAAGAUAUUUAUAAUAUGUUUGACUGGUGGAACUUUGUUAUUAAGUGGUUUAGCUAAAUAUUUAAAAAGACGACGACGACCACCUCAUCCUCAUUUUCGUCGACCAACAAUUAGACAACGAUAUAUCAAUACAAAGGGUUCAAAUUUUGAUGCGGUUUCACAAGUGUCAUGGGCUAAAAGAAGUGAAGCCAGCACUCGAAGUCAUAUAAGUGACAGAGCUUCACUUGUUUCAUCGAUACCUGGUGGUCCCGAAGGUGAUGUUAAACUUACUCCACAACAAUACGGUGUUUUAGGUUUAGAGGCAUUGGAGAAGGCACUUUAUUGUUGGGAAGAUGCUCUUACAGCAUUCAGUUGCACUAUUGGUACUAAUGCACUCGCGCUACCAUCAAAAGCUGAUGCUGCUUUCACCCAUGAUGUUCAAGAACUCCUUGAUCUUGGUUAUCAAAUGCAGAGCACUGCUGAAUUAUUAUUCAUUGAUCAGCAUUCGGUGCUUUUCUGCAACGAUAGUGACGGAAGUGAGGCGAGUCAAAGGCGUGCAUCGACUAAUCGUUCAUUUGGAAGAGAAAAAGAAAAGGCUGAUGCUGCAUCAUCACCCGAAUCAUUUGCAUCUGCUAAAGAUGGGGUAGCAGAUCUAAGAGAAUUCGAGGAAUAUUUUGAAUUUUUCCCCCAUUUAGAGCAACAAAAAUUAUAUCAUGCAGCACUGAAACAGCAUGAGGACAAAAGCAUUCCAUGCAGGCGGCUUCAUACAGAGCUCGUAAAGUGUGGAUCGGACGUAGAACACGUAGCAAAGGUUCACUGUUUACGUCAAGCCUAUUCUAGACUUUUUACAAUGCCUGGUGCCGCAACCUGGAUCGCUGACAUUGGUCGGCAGAUCAUCAGUGAUUUAAUUGUCUAUGCGGAUAAGGAUCCAGAAGAAUAUUUAAUUCAUUAUGAUAACAUGAUGGAAUUCUUGGCCAAUCCUAGUAGUUAUAAAAUAAUGCAUGAAGAAUUAACAGCACGAGGUGUUAAAUGUAUCAACUUCUAUGAUGUCCUAAUCGAUUUUAUACUUUUGGACGCAUUUGAUGAAGUUGAUAAACCACCAUCAUCCAUUAAAGCCAUUCUGCAGAACCGCUGGAUAUCUGCCAGUUUCCGGAAAACUGCAAUCGGGACUGCAGUUUGGUCAAUUUUAGCUGGAAAAAGACAAAUGCUCAAGUAUAAUAAAGGAUUUUUAGCUCAUUUUUAUUUAAUUUCUGAGCAAGUAUCUCCUGUGCUAAUUUGGGGAUUCUUGGGACCCGAGGGAAGUCUAAAGUCAACUUGUCAAUACUUCCGGGAUCAAGUGAUAGAAUUUUUAGUAGAUAUUUUCAAUUUUUUUAAAGUGAGAUAUACCAAUGUCGAUGAACUUGCGGAAGAUAUAUGGAGGGAAAUGAAGACAAGGGUUGAGAAUAUAAAUCAACGACUUGCACUUGAGGGAUGUUAAUAACCAAGUAAUUGAAAAUAUUAGUCAUUAUAUGGAAUAGUAAACACGAAUCAAAGUCGUAUAAAUAAAAUAGACUGUCAUGUGUAUCGUUGUUGAUUCAAUGAAACUGCCAGUUAUUAUGAGAAUUAUUUAAACAAUCUAUACGUAAAUUUAGCUGAUCGUAACUAUUUAAUCAUGUUGAAUAAUUAUUUAAUACAAAUUGAUAUAACCAAAAGCAAUAAUAUCAAAAAAGCACAUAUAUUCCAACGCAUAAAUAUUUAUCUCGUAUUUAAUUAUAAUAUCCAGGGAUGAUUAGCAGCUAAUCAAUUCUCAGGAACUGUGGAAGAUUAUUUAAUAUAUUGUAUAUGGAUGUAUAAAUAUGUAUUGAUGUACAGAAAAAUGAGGGAAAGAAUUUUGUAACCAAUGGAUCUGUAUUAUACACAUAAAAAAAUAGAAAAAUCUGUCAAAAUUAUUGGUAAAAA